Molecule: messenger RNA, 543 nt
Organism: Chanos chanos (milkfish)
Lineage: Eukaryota; Metazoa; Chordata; Actinopteri; Gonorynchiformes; Chanidae
Gene: plaat1
Product: phospholipase A and acyltransferase 1
Exons: 4
Coding region: 1-543 (180 amino acids)
Biological process (GO): N-acylphosphatidylethanolamine metabolic process
Cellular component (GO): cytoplasm
Molecular function (GO): glycerophospholipid phospholipase A1 activity; A2-type glycerophospholipase activity
Source: RefSeq, a predicted model, not a curated record
AUGAUGGAUAGACAACCUCGGACAUUCAACAUUAUGGCCUCCAGUCAACCUGAUCCCAGUGACUCUGCAGGGGAACCUCAGCCUGGUGACCUCAUCGAGAUCUUCAGACCAGCUUAUCAGCACUGGGCGUUGUAUCUAGGUGAUGGUUAUAUCAUCAACCUAACACCAGUUGAUGAGAGCCAGGCUGCGGCCAUGUCCAGCGUAAAGUCAGUCUUCAGUCGCAAGGCGGUUGUCCGCAUGCAGCUGCUCAAGGAGGUGGUGGGGGGAGAUUCAUACCGUGUCAACAACAAAUAUGAUGACAACCACACCCCUCUGCCUGUCUCUGAGAUCAUUCAGCGAGCUCAAAACCUCAUUGACCAGGAGGUUUCUUAUGACCUUUUGGGAAGUAACUGUGAACACUUUGUGACACUGCUGCGCUAUGGAGAGGGUGUAUCAGAGCAGGCAAGUCGGGCAAUAGGGGCAAUAAGUUUGGUGACGGCUGCAGCAAGUGCUUUCUCUGUGCUUGGACUGAUCAACACCCGCUCCAGAAAUAGACCUUUCUAA